Molecule: messenger RNA, 1522 nt
Organism: Prosopis cineraria
Lineage: Eukaryota; Viridiplantae; Streptophyta; Magnoliopsida; Fabales; Fabaceae
Exons: 10
Coding region: 64-1305 (413 amino acids)
Source: RefSeq, a predicted model, not a curated record
UAUAUCUCACAGUUUUGAGACAAUUGAUCAAGGAAAUUCAUAGACAGAGACAUACUCACAUCCAUGGAGUUUGCUGGGGAAAAUUCCUCCGGUGAACUCACCCUACCUGAGCAGACACAGGAGCCGCCAUUGACAUUUGCUGGAGUACAGGAGUACUACUACAAGGGUUUUUAUCCAAUUUUCAAGAAAGCGGCACAUUACGCGAGCAGUUCAACCGACCCCGCAUUCACAGCUUAUCCGGAUCUGCUGAUAAAGAAACAAGUAGAAAGGGCACUAGCUGCAUCCUACGCAUUGCAGAGCCCAUUUCAGGAUGUGGAAAACAACAUCGGCAGUUCAACUGCUGUUGAGGGAUCAUCUGAAACACCCAACAACAACGAAACGGACAUCAGUCAGUGGAAAACAAAUGAUGAUGACCAAGGAAUGGGCACGAACGAUGAAGAUGGAGUUUUUCGUCAACGCAUUUUAGCAGCUGUAGAGGUCUUCGUCAGAAAGAAGGAAGAAGAAGAAAAACGUCGUCGUCUUUUUCAUCAUUUUCGCCGUGUGCUGGAAUGGCGCCAUACCCAAGAAAGGCAUCCUCAGAACGAAUUACACAGCUUCUGGAAAACGAGCCAGGAUGUGGAAAACAACAUCGGCAGUUCAACUGUUGUUGAGGGAUCAUCUGAAACACCCAACAACGACGAAACGGACAUCAGUCAGUGGGAAACAAAUGAUGAUGACCAAGGAAUGGGCACAAACGAUGAAGAUGGAGCUUUUCCUCGAGGUGUAUUAGCAGUUGUACAGGGCAUCAUGAGAAAGAGAAGAAAGAAAACAAAUGCCCUACCUGUUUCCCAGCACGACCUGCUGGAAGACACAUCUCAGCCACACUACUUCUCCUGUGUUAUUCCAGAUAAAGUGCAACCCUUUCAUUUGAUCGUGUUCAACUUCGGUGGCGAGCUAAUGAAAGCGGCAAAUUAUGACUUCUUUGCUAACUACAAAUCUAUGAGCACUAGUGAGAACUCCACGGUAUCACUAGCUGAUGCCUUUAUCAAGUCUACAAGGGACAUGGUACCAAUGAGCUUUUUCUUGAUGUUAUGGGCAAGUGUUAUUUAUUUCAAUAAGCCAUUCCGUGGUAAGAAGGCCACAUGGAAGCUUCUGUUAACCCUCGUCUAUUUCUUUGGGGAGCCGCUACUGAGAACGGCACCUCAUCAGGUCAACGUCAUAAUCCGGGGCAGUUUUGAGAUUCCAGUCUACUGGUUUACAGUUUUGGGAGCUAUUGGAUUCUCCCUUCUCGAGGCUCUUUUCAUAUAUUGCCUCCGUUCUAUCUGAUCAAGACGUAUGCGGAAGAGUUUCCCUAUACGUUAUUGCUUUCGUUCUUUUUGACCAUCAAUUGAGAAUAUGGCAAGCAGAAUGGUACAGUUUGAACUCGCCUCCCCCCCUCCCAAUUGGGAUGAGUUGAAAUCAUUUACAAGGCUAUAUUAUACCCUGUUUCAAACCUCUCUUAUGGUGAGGGAAAGGUCCAUAUAUAAUAUUCCCUCUUUUGGUU